UAUACUUUUUAACUUUUUUUUUUUUAAUUUUCAUUGUAUUUUAUAUUAUUGUUUGAGAGCACUGAAUGGACUUUUGUGUGACCUUGCGACACGCCCACCUCCAGGCCGUGUGCAAAACAAAAAGUGCACCUUUUCAAUGGAGCCAAAACACUGCCAGAGAUUUACGAACUAGGCGUGCUCUCCGUCAACAUGACGCUUCCCAGCGCCGUCAUCACGGGCACGGUCGGCGGCGAGGCCCUCCUGGCCGCGACCUACGUCAGCUUUAGCGCCGACCUGCCCGUCAUCAAGUGGCAGCUGCGCAGGGAGAAGUCGGUCACCGUCGUCCAGUCCAUCGGUACGGACAUCGUGGGCACGCUCAGACCCGAGUAUCGCGAUCGCAUCCUGAUAUUCCCCAACGGAUCGCUCCUCCUGCACAACCUGAGGCUGUCUGAUGAGGGCACGUACGAUGUGGAGGUCUCCAUCACGGACGAUACGUUCACGGGAGAGGGAAGCAUCGCGCUCACCGUAGACGAGCCGCUCUCCCAACCCUCGGUCCUCCUGGAGGCCACCUCCGUGUUGGAGCGCACUGGGAACGUGGUCCUCACCUGCUGGCACGCCGCAGGCACCAGGCCCUCCUACAGGUGGUUGAAAGGCGGCGCGGCGCUGGGCAACGACAGCAGGCUGGUGCUGUCACAUGACCACAAGAACCUGACCAUCACUCGGGUCACCAUGGCGGACGACGACGUCUACGGCUGCGUGGUGGAAAACCCCGCUGGCACGGCAACCAGCCCGCCGGUCAGACUGAGUGUCUACAAGAGAAGUUCCAUCUACAUCCUCCUCUCCACCGGCGGCAUCGUCCUCCUCAUCGCCUUGGUAACCGUCUGCGCCUGCUGGACGCCAUCCAAAAAGAAAAGAGGAAAACCUUUCUCCAGGUUUUAUAAUCAACACACGUCAAGACGUCACUCAGCCGAUGCAUCUCCUGAAGAGACGCAGCACCAUGGAAAGAACGCCGUGACGUCGCUUGGCAUCCUGCAGCAAAAGGAUCUUUCCCCGGGCGACUCUUCCGUCAACAGUGUCGGUUCCACUUGUGAAGCCGAGCAUCCUCCGGCUUACAGCAGCUACAUGGACUCUCUCACCAGGGCUCAUGUUCACUCCAUGCUCAAGUCCAGCUGAAACCUGCAACACCUUCAAAUAACGUCCUUUGUAAACACUGAUCUCAUCUCAUUAACUGACGUGUAAUUAGGAGACUUUACUCUAAUAUCAAUGCCAGAUUUCAUUACCACUCUUCAUAUUAAAAAAAAUUACGUUCUGCACACGUUGACCCUUUUUACAGGGGAAAUUGUGUUUACUCUUUCAUAGUUGUGUUGGUUCUUAAUUUUUUUUUUUGCUGUUGUUGCAUAAUUUUAAAAGCAUGAAUUUCCAUUAAACACUAAUAAUAAUACAAUGUUGGUCACCAAAGGGUCAGAUAAUAUUCACUUUAAAGGGGAACCACACUUCUUUUUGGGAAUGUUGUCAUUAUGAGAGACAAGAACACAGUUCUGUUUUUUUUUUUAUUAGUAUUUUAAAAAUGAUUAAAAAAAACGCUUGGAAGAUGCAGCUAAUGUGAGUCAACAU
Molecule: messenger RNA, 1593 nt
Organism: Entelurus aequoreus (snake pipefish)
Lineage: Eukaryota; Metazoa; Chordata; Actinopteri; Syngnathiformes; Syngnathidae
Gene: hepacamb
Product: hepatic and glial cell adhesion molecule b
Exons: 7
Coding region: 190-1152 (320 amino acids)
Source: RefSeq, a predicted model, not a curated record